Molecule: messenger RNA, 1337 nt
Organism: Brassica rapa (field mustard)
Lineage: Eukaryota; Viridiplantae; Streptophyta; Magnoliopsida; Brassicales; Brassicaceae
Product: stress-induced-phosphoprotein 1
Molecular function (GO): Hsp90 protein binding
Source: RefSeq, a predicted model, not a curated record
CACUCUAUAAACCCUAUUAGAAAAGCAGAUUCAGAAGAAAAAAUUCACCAGAUUUCUCUUCGAUUCAUCUUCUUUGGCUGUUCUCGAACAGUGAUGGCUGAGAGAGUGAUGGAAUCAGGGUCUAAUGGUGGAGAUGCUGAGAAGUCUCUGAAAGAUAAAGGGAACGAGUUUUUCAAAGCUGGGAACUAUCUUAAAGCCGCAGCUCUCUACACUCAGGCCAUCAAGCUCGAUCCUUCUAACGCUACUCUUUACAGUAACCGAGCUGCUGCCUUCUUGAGUCUAGUUAAGCUUAGCAAAGCCUUGGCUGAUGCAGAGACAACCAUCAAACUCAACCCUCAAUGGGAGAAGGGCUACUUCAGGAAAGGCUCUGUGCUUGAAGCCAUGGAGAAAUAUGAUGAUGCCUUGGCUGCGUUUGAAAUGGCUCUACAGUACAACCCACAGAGCGCAGAAGUUUCAAGGAAGAUCAAGAGGCUUGGUCAGCUGCAGAAGGAGAAACAGAGAGCUCAAGAACUCGAGAGUUUGAGGUCUAAUGUCAACAUGGCCAAGCAUCUUGACAGCUUUAAAUCUGAAUUGUCUGCAAAUUAUGGAGCUGAAGAGGGUUGGAAAGAGAUGUUCUCUUUUCUUGUUGAGACCAUGGAAACAGCUGUCAAGUCGUGGCACGAGACAUCUAAAGUGGAUACCAGAGUCUAUUUCCUUCUUGACAAAGAGAAAACACAAACCGAUAAGUUCGCACCAGCAGUCAACAUUGAUAAGGCUUUUGAGUCACCACACACACACAGUAACUGCUUUACGUAUCUGAGGCAAUACGCUGAAGAGUCCUUUUCCAAAGCUGCUUGCUUAGUGACAUCAAAAAGUAGCAUAUCCUACCCACAGGUGUGGAAAGGUCAAGGCUCAAGGAAGUGGAAGCUCGGACAAAACGAUGGAAUCUUUGUUCAGUUUGAAUCUCCGUCUAUUCGAAAUGUUUGGUUCAUUCCUAGCUCGAAAGAAAAGGGGCAAACGUUAUGCAGGGAUCCUCAAGCUCUAGAUAUCGGUGCACAUGAGAUUCUCCCUCGCAUCUUCAAGGAAGUAUCGAAGAGCUCGUAGUGCAUUGUUUUAUUGCAGUUUGAUUCUCUACUCUCUAUCCAGUUUUUGAUCAAUACUGAAGAAAAAAAAGGAGUUUCUCGUGUGUUUGUGCUACUCAGACAACCCACCCACCUGUGUUGUUUCUUGUUUAAGAGCUUUUUGUUUUAUGUCUUCAAGUGUGAAAAUCCAAUGUUAACGUCCAAUAUUCAUCAUUGACAUCAACACAACCGUAUGGUUUGUUAAGUCUUAGGUAGAAAUGCUUGAUUCUUGUGAAA